AUGGGUCUACACCGAGAACACCGAGACUGUAACAUAUCGAUUCAACGUGUAGUUGUACGACUAAUUCACGCCCUUGAUCCAGGAACACUCCUGCAGUGCAUCACGCGUACGGUUGAUCCUCCUGCAUCAUUACUCCUGUGGUGCAUCGCGUCUACGGUGGACCGUCCUGGACUCACCGAGUUCGUUAAUCGCCUCAAUGAACGUCACCCACACCUAGCAACACGUCUUACGCUGGCCAACCUCGUCCAAUUCAUCACUCUUGCCAGUGAUGUGUACAAGCGUGCCGACAAGGCACUGAACUUCACCUCUGACGACCUUCGGCUUGCCCCUUUCAUGCAACUUGCCUUACAGCUGAAGAUCGAGCCUGGCGAAUAUGAACAUUUAUGGACACUUGCAUUCCCUGCUAUUCCUUUUGCGCACGUUGACACAACCAACCUAAUUCGCCUGCACGGUCUGACCAAACACCUUACGACCAAGGUUCAUGAGGCCUACCUUGUUCCUCCCACGAGUACCUGUUUGCUCUGUCCUCAAGCUUCCGGUCGGGGGUUCGCCAAACGUCCUCGAAUAAAUGGAUAUCUUUAUGGCCUUGACGGCAUCCACUCUGCCGAGUUCCAUACCUGGGGCUGUCUGGAUUGUGGUAGAAAGUAUCGCCCUUCAUACUACACAUCAAAAGUGCAAAGAGUCUACUAUUCCAAAGCUCAAGGCGCCCACCCAGAACACUAUCAGGUUCACUGUCAUUUUGGCAUCACCCACCGACUUGCAACGUACUUCCGUCAAGCUCAGAUGCUUGCACACAUUUCAAAUUUCAAUUUGGUCAACUUGUUCAACCUCACUCAUUUCAAGGGCCAAAAUGUGCCAACACACUCAGGCCUUCAAUCCGAACCCAAGAUAUCCCAAGAAGUGGCUCGUGAUGCUGUCGACUUAUAUAGUUUGUUACGACGUUGCGACCGACGUGGUUCAGUGCUUUACGUUGGCGCCCGUGGUAAAAAUGCCGACCGACUAUUGCCGGCGAUGGCUCGAGAACUGUAUUACAUUGCUAAUCAUGGGACAUCUCACUUGCACCACUUCUGUUCUUUGUGUGUCCGAAUCAGCAAGGUUGAACAUGAAGGCAAAGAAGCGGUAAAAAUUCUUUGUAUCAGUCAUCCGAGCCGUAGUCACAGAUGGACUGACGAUCGGUCACUGGCGCUGCACGGCUUCGUCGGCACAGCUACAGGUGCUGGCUCAGCGCACCGGCGCACCUCAUCCCAAAGGUCCAUGCCUCAACCCAUUACCCAAAGUCAAUUCACGAUUCUGCGUCGAGCACGAAGUCUCUUUGAAAGGAUGGUGUAUCGCCCAACCAUGUACGUCACUGGCCACGCCUGGUUCACAGACGUGCCAAGACAAAAAUCACCAGGAAUCAUGGACCGCUUUCCAAGCUCAAAAGAACCGGAAUUUCUCCCUGAAAUCAAUGCUGAACCGCCCGGGGUCGAAUCUGCCAUCCGACCCUUCUCCGAUGAGGCUGAUCGAGCUCACGAGGCUGCUCGCGACGGUGGGGAAGCCCAGCCCAAAGGCACACCGGUCUUGACUCGCUCCCGAACGCAUAAUGAUCAACUUAUUGUAGGUACUUGCGGAAUCAUAUUAAGUCGGCGCACUUUCUACAAUGCAGAAGCACCGAGUGCCGUGAGGAAAAACCACUGA
Messenger RNA from Melampsora larici-populina 98AG31, 1677 nucleotides. RefSeq lists its product as uncharacterized. Bases 1 to 1677 code for a protein of 558 amino acids. NCBI's taxonomy places the organism in Eukaryota, Fungi, Basidiomycota, Pucciniomycetes, Pucciniales, Melampsoraceae. The record is from RefSeq and is a predicted model, not a curated record. The transcript is spliced from 9 exons.